Messenger RNA from Balaenoptera ricei (Rice's whale), 3590 nucleotides. RefSeq names its product caspase 2 (gene CASP2). Gene Ontology annotation, molecular function: cysteine-type endopeptidase activity. Lineage: Eukaryota; Metazoa; Chordata; Mammalia; Artiodactyla; Balaenopteridae. The transcript has 11 exons. The record is from RefSeq and is a predicted model, not a curated record. Bases 74 to 1432 code for a protein of 452 amino acids. Gene Ontology annotation, biological process: regulation of apoptotic process; proteolysis.
AUGCGGAGGACGCGAGGGCUCGCGGUUUGUUUGGGUUGUGGGCGGUGCGCGCACAGCCUGGGAAAAGCGGGAAAUGGCGGCGCCGAGCGCGGGUCCCCGGUUCGCCCUCCAGCAGAAGGGGCUGAUGACCGCUGAUAGGGGGCGCAGGAUAUUGGGAGUGUAUGGCAUGCAUCCUGACCAUCAGGAAGCUCUAAAAAAGAACCGAGUGGUGCUGGCCAAACAGCUGUUGCUGAGCGAACUGUUAGAACAUCUCCUGGAGAAGGACAUUAUCACCUUGGAAAUGAGGGAGCACAUUCAGGCCAAGGUGUGCAGUUUCAGCCAGAAUGUGGAACUCCUCAACUUGCUGCCCAAGAGGGGCCCCCAGGCUUUUGAUGCCUUCUGUGUGGCCCUGAGGGAGACCAAGCAGGGUCACCUGGAGGACCUGUUGCUCACGACCCUGGCUGGUCUUCAGCACAUAAUCCCACCGUUGAGCUGCGACUACAACUUGAGUCUCCCUUUCCCGGUGUGUGAGUCCUGUCCCCGCCGCAAGCAGCGCCGCCUGUCUCCAGAUACCGUGGAACACUCCCUAGACCAUGGAGAUGGUCCUCCCGGCCUUCAGGUGAAGUCUUGCACUCCUGAGUUUUAUCAAACGCACUACAAGCUGGCCUAUAGGUUGCAGUCUCGGCCUCGUGGCCUGGCACUGGUGCUGAGCAACGUGCACUUCACUGGAGAGAAAGACCUGGAAUUCCGCUCUGGAGGGGAUGUGGACCACAGCACUCUAGUCACCCUCUUCAAGCUCUUGGGCUACAAAGUUCAUGUUCUUCUUGACCAGACUGCACAGGAAAUGCAAGAGAAGCUCCGGAAUUUUGCCCAGCUACCCGCUCACCGUGUCACGGACUCCUGCAUAGUGGCGCUCCUCUCGCACGGUGUGGAGGGCGGUGUCUAUGGCGUGGAUGGCACGCUGCUUCAGCUACAAGAGGUUUUUCGGCUCUUUGACAAUGCCAGCUGCCCGAGCCUACAGAACAAACCGAAAAUGUUCUUCAUCCAGGCGUGCCGUGGAGAUGAAACAGAUCGUGGGGUCGACCAGCAAGACGGGAAGAACCAUGAGAGGUCCCCCGAGUGCGAGGAGAGCGAUGCCAGUAAAGAGGAGGGGCUGAAGAUGCGACUACCCACUCGCUCGGACAUGAUUUGUGGCUACGCCUGCCUCAGAGGGACCGCUGCCAUGCGCAACACCAAGCGGGGCUCCUGGUACGUGGAGGCCCUCGCUCAGGUGUUCUCUGAGAGGGCCUGUGACAAGCAUGUGGCCGACAUGCUCGUGGAGGUGAAUGCGCUCAUCAAGGAGCGUGAAGGCUACGCCCCGGGCACGGAGUUCCACCGAUGCAAGGAGAUGUCCGAGUACUGUAGCACUCUGUGCCGCCACCUCUAUCUCUUCCCGGGACACCCUCCCACGUGAUGCCACCUCCCAUCACCCAUGCCACGUGGAGGCCGCUGGACCACAGGAGGCGUGAUAGAGCCGCCUCUCUCCAGGAUGCACGGUUUCUGUCCCUCCCCCUCAGGGAUUGGGAAUCUCCCAGGCUCCCUUCACACGCCCAUCAUCUCCACCCUUGACCUCGGACUACAGACCGGCUCCUCCCAUGGGAGGCGCUCUCCCUGUGGAACCAGCUCCCUGUGGCUGGACUUGUUGCCAGGAGCGUUUGGCCUCAGUUGAGGGACCUGGCAAAUGAUGUUAUGAACAUAGUGUCUCAAUGGGAAGAGGGCAUGUGGGUUUCCUCGAUGUGUGUUCAGUUUCUGCCCCCAGGGCUCUUGUAGGAAGCGUUUGGUGAUUGCUAUUAUUACUUUAGUUGAGAUGUCUCAGAGGUCAUCUCCCAUCUUUUCUGUCACGUCCCAGCCCCAUUUGUCUCAGAGUGAGAGUUUGGAAGGUGUCCUGGUUUAACAUAGACCUUUUUCAUUUGGUUUCAAAAGGCCAAUCAGGACAGGAGUCACUCUCUGCUGCUGUGGGUGGGCCCUUACCUGUGCAUUCAUUCCCUUCAGUUCCAGAAUGUCGCCCCCUGGAAGGACCGUCUUCUCAACUCCACUCUUGGCUCCUUGGGGCUCAGGGAAUCCAGCGUUCAGUGGAGGUUAGGGUUUGGAUGCCUUGUAUCUGUUACUUGUUGAUCUUUGCCCAUGGAAGUUUCACAGAUCUUUUAAUUGGUUGUUCUCUCUCUGAGCUUUGUACCUGAAAUGAGCCUUGCAGGGAGUGUCAGCAGAGGCAGAUAAGAGUGGUGUGCUUGCUCAUACUUUGUAAUCUGUCCCCUUAUCCUCGUUUUUCUUCCUAUGAAGUGUCCCCUCUAUAAAAGCUUCCUAGUUGUUAUCUCCCUGCUUCCUGUUUCUCCCCUCUUUACCUUCAUCUCAUCCUGUUUACUGCUGCCACCAACUCUGUCUAAAAUACUGCUUAAUUGGAUCAUUAGCUGCUCAAGGAUGUGACGUACUACCUUGUUCCCUCUUUCUGCUUCAGUAUUAAAUCCCCUCUUGAUUUUAUGUAGCCUAUUUCCCCUUCCCGUUACGACUCUCCAUGUCAGGGAGACCAGUGCUAUAUAUGUUAUUUGUUCACCCUAGAAGCCAUCUUUAUCUGUGCUUUUAUGAAACUUCCCUGUUCUUAAAGGCCUUCUUUUUUGCUGCUGUUCUUGCCGCUUUCAAUCCAGUCUCUGUAUGACAGAUUUUGGUUCGGGUUUUUAAAUAUAAAUCUGAUGCUGUUACUCCCCUGCUUGGAACCCUCUGGUUUCCUAUCACACCUCAAAUAAAAUCCAGACUGUACCUUGGCCUGCAGGGCCUCAUUAAGUGCUGAUUUCCCUGUAAGCAACAGCCCACCGCCGUCCUCAGUUUCUCAAACAUUCUGAGGUCUUUCCUGCCCUAGGCCAUCAGACACUCUUCCAGGGUCCACUGAGCUCCACUCCUCACCACUCUUGGCUCUGGUGGCUUCUUUCUUUAUCCUUCGAGUCUGAGCUUAAAUGCCACCUUUUUGUGGAGGCCUUCCCAGGCCAUUCUGUCUCUAAGAAUCAUGUUUCUUUAUUACUGUGUCCUGUUUAAUGCCCCUUAUUGCACUUAUCACCAUGCAUAAUCAUCAAAUAGCGUGCUUCACUUGUUCAUUCCUGUCUCCACUUUAAGCUCCAUGAGAGCAGAAACCUUGUCUCUUUUGUUCACUAAUAUGUACCCAGUGCCUGGCAUGUCGUAGGUCUUCAGUAAAUGUUUGCGGAAGGAAGGAAACAACCCUAGCUAGACUCCUACAUUUUGACAAAAUUUCCCUUUUGGCAAAAUACCCAGUUUAGUAUUUGUACUCUGUAUUUUCCCACGUGUUUUGUUUUAUCCACUCGUAUUAUUGGCUCGUGAAGACAGAGGUCACACGUAGGACAACUUCUUCCACACCUCCCGCGGUGCCGGGCGCCAUGCUCAGCUCUCGUAGUUCAGGUGCUCAGUGAAUACUUGUUCUGCAGGGGUUCGGGGACUUGUUGCCAAGUCCUGCCCUUGGCUCAGUAUCGUAUGGAAGUAUUUGGGUGACAGAACCUUUCCUCUUCCCACUGCCAGGAUUUUGUAUUGCCAUCUGGUGCCAAAUAAACACUCAUAUUUAUUACUGA